GUUGGUUACACUGUCCGUUUCGACGAUACCUCCAGUCCACAUACCGUGCUUAAGUAUUUGACCGACGGUAUGCUUCUUCGUGAAGUGUUAUCAGAUGAACUUUUAUUGCGAUAUAAAGUGAUUGUGCUGGAUGAAGCUCACGAGCGAACGCUGAGAACCGAUAUGCUCUUUGGUAUGGUGAAGAAGAUCCAACGGAUACGCAAACAAAAAGUACGCGAUGGGGAAAAAGGGGUGGAAGAGCUGAAGAUUGUCGUCAUGAGCGCUACAUUGGAUGCUGAGAAGUUUAGCGAGUUUUUCAAUGGUGCCAAGAUUUUAUACGUCUCUGGUCGUCUAUUCCCUGUCGAUACUUAUUUUACGAUAGAUGCACAAUCCGAUUAUUUGGACGCCUCGCUGGUGACAAUCUUUCAAAUUCAUAUGAGGAAUCCGAAAGGAGAUAUACUCGUCUUCUUGCCUGGCCAAGAAGCUAUUGAAACAUUAUCGACACUUGUAAAUGAUUAUGCAUCAAAACUACGGAAGAAACAGCAGCGGUUACUGGCUUGUCCCUUGUUUGCUGCUCUUCCUCCGUCCCAACAGCAGAAAGUAUUUGAUCCGGCGCCUCCACACACACGCAAAGUCAUCCUCGCCACCAACAUUGCCGAAACAAGUAUCACCAUUCCCGGGAUCAAAUACGUCGUCGAUUGUGGUCUCGCCAAAAUGCGUGGUUUCAAUCCCAAAAUUGGCGUCGAGUCGCUACUGCUGCAUCCCAUUUCCAAAAGUUCCGCAUGGCAGCGUACGGGACGUGCCGGUCGUGAGGCUGCGGGAGUGUGUUAUCGCUUAUAUACCGAAGAUACCUUUAGAGAUCUUGAGGAUGAUACUGUGCCUGAAAUUCGACGCUGCAACCUGGCCGCCGCAAUGCUGACACUAAAAGCCUCCGGUAUUGAAAAUGUGCUGGACUUUGAUUACAUGGAUCGACCGUCCAGAACUUCCAUGAUUCGUGCCCUAGAGGAACUGUACGCUCUUGGAGCCAUGGACGAUACGGGCAAACUGACAGAACUUGGCAAGAAAAUGGCCGAAUUUCCUCUGGAUCCAUCUUUCUCCAAGGUCAUCAUUCAAUCCAAGGAAUACGGUUGCUCUCUUGAAGUCAUUGCGAUUGUUUCCUUAUUAUCUGUGGAUUCCAUCUUUUUCACUCCCUCUGACAAGCGUGAAGAAGCGGCGGAAGCGAGACGCAAGUUUUUCCAUCCGGAAGGAGAUCAUUUAACCCUGUUAAACGUACUGAAAGCUUACUGGGAGGUCAAAGGAGAUAUUGAAUGGUGCAAAGAAAACUUUAUCAAUAUAAGAAACAUGAAGAUUGCUUUGGAGGUACGCGAUCAACUGAUUCGAUUUUGUGAACGGUUCGACAUCCCCCCUUCUGUUUCUUGCGGCUCUGAUACCGAUGCUGUGUUGAAAUGUUUCCUUACUGGUUUCUUCCAUAACACGGCAUUACUACAACCGGAUGGAUCUUUCAAGAGCGUUGCAGGCAGCCAAACCGUAAAGAUCCAUCCUGGAUCGGUCAUGUUUGGAAAACGGGUCGAAGGCAUCAUGUACAACGAAUUAGUUUUCACUACGAAACAUUAUGUGCGCAGCGUCUCUGCUAUUCAGUCCAUGUGGCUACCACAAGCGGCUCCAAAAUACUUUAACAAUAAAGCCAGCUAA
Molecule: messenger RNA, 1671 nt
Organism: Radiomyces spectabilis
Lineage: Eukaryota; Fungi; Mucoromycota; Mucoromycetes; Mucorales; Radiomycetaceae
Product: P-loop containing nucleoside triphosphate hydrolase protein
Exons: 6
Cellular component (GO): catalytic step 2 spliceosome; intracellular anatomical structure
Molecular function (GO): RNA binding
Source: RefSeq, a predicted model, not a curated record